UACGUCAUUGGUGUCAGUGGGGGGGGGAAUAGUGCCCCGUCAUUGGUGUCAGUGGGGGGGGGGAAUAGUGCCCCAUCAUUGGUGUCAGUGGGGGGUGGAAUAGUGCCCCAUCGUUGGUGUCAGUGGGGGGGAGGAAUAGUGCACCAU
Molecule: messenger RNA, 147 nt
Organism: Staurois parvus
Lineage: Eukaryota; Metazoa; Chordata; Amphibia; Anura; Ranidae
Source: the annotation of a GenBank genome assembly